AUGUUGAUGGAUUAUACCUAUUUUGGGGAUGUGGUUACAUUUGACACCACAUAUAAAACUAACAAGGAGUACAGAUCAUUGGGCGUAUUUGUGGGAUUCAAUCAAUUUAGACAAUUGGUUAUUUUUGGAGCAACUCUAUUGUAUGAUGAGACCAUUGAAUCAUUCAAGUGGGUGUUCGGUACAUUUGUAGAGGCAGUUUGUGGAAAGUACCCAAAAACCAUCUUCACAGAUCAGGAUGCAGCCAUGGCCGCUGCAAUUUCAGCUGUUAUGCCUUCAACUUACCAUGGUUUGUGCACUUUUCAUAUUAGAGUCAAUUUCAUGAAACAUCUUGGGAACUAUUACAAGGAUGGUAGUAAUCUCCCAUAUAAAUUUGUUGAAUGUAUGUAUGAGAUAGAAGAUAAAAAUGAGUUUAUCAUGGCCUGGGAUGCAAUGCUAAAAGAACACAAGCUCGAAACAAAUGAAUGGUUGUGUGGCAUUUAUGCAUAUCGAAAGAAAUGGGCAAAAUGUUUCAUGAAAGGCUCCUGGACUGCAGAUGAAAAAAGAUAUAAUGAACUAAGAACUGAGUAUCACAGUCGACAGAAGCUGCCAAUGUUGGGAUUGCAAAAAACUCCCGUACUGAUUCAGGAAGGAAUCCUAUGCUCACAUGCUUUAAAGGUGUAUGAUAUGGUUGGAACAAAGUUUAUUCCUGAUCAAUAUGUGACAAAGAGGUGGACAAAGAAGGCAAGGUCCGGAGGCAGCGUCGAUUGCAAGGGUAGAGAAAUAUCAUCAGAUCCGUCUCUCUCUAUUUCCCAUCGAUAUAGGAUAUUAGCACCCGAAAUAGUAAGACUUGCUACCAGGGCUGCCAUGUCAGAAGCCGCUACAAAGUUAGUCAGUAGCGUAAUGUCUGAAUUGUCAAAGAGAGUCGAAAUGCUAUUUUGUGGAGAAAUAGAUGAAAUAACACAUAAUAGUGCAUCAUUGGAUCUAUGUAAGGAAAUACAGGUGCAGAAUGCAGCUGGCCACUUUGUGACUCCAACGGGUUUGAAGAAAUGA
Molecule: messenger RNA, 1029 nt
Organism: Coffea eugenioides
Lineage: Eukaryota; Viridiplantae; Streptophyta; Magnoliopsida; Gentianales; Rubiaceae
Product: protein FAR1-RELATED SEQUENCE 5-like
Exons: 3
Coding region: 1-1029 (342 amino acids)
Biological process (GO): regulation of DNA-templated transcription
Source: RefSeq, a predicted model, not a curated record